ACAUUGAUUAAGUGAAUAAUUAGUAAAUGUGUAUUUGAAAACACUUUCAGUUCUCAGUUUAUGGCAAAAUUUGUUUAUAUUCAGAGUUUUUGUAUAGUGUGUGUGUGUGUGUGAGAGAGAGAGAGAGAGAGAAACAUGUAUGCUAUGCAGAGCUUUCCAACCCCCACCGUAUGUUUUAGCAUCCGCAUCGGAGAAUCAGUGGGUGACACACACACACACACACACAGAAGUCAGUGCGUUUCCGAUAACAAAGGAAACCUUGCUUUACCCGUGAAGGAGUAAGGAGUAGCCAAGCAAAACAUUUUACUUAAGUCACAAAACUUAACAUUGUAUUUGUUGAAGAGCAUCUUCGCUUUUUGUGUCUGUUCUUAAUUUAGGCUGUUUCUUUGGGAUGAAUGGUGUGGGCCAUUUGAUUUUACAGACCUAAUCGUUUAUUCCUUCAGACGGACAUUCAGAAAUGUUCAAGGAGGAGUGGGGAAUGGUGGAGGGAGCCUUCGUCCCGAGGCGCUGGAAGGCACUGGCUCCUCGCCCAUGUACGGCACAGGCCACUGUAAGUGGUUCAAUGUACGAAUGGGCUUUGGAUUCAUAUCGAUGACAAAUCGCGGAGGAGCACCUAUUGAUCCUCCAAUGGACGUAUUUGUUCACCAAAGUAAGCUGCACAUGGAGGGGUUUAGGAGUCUGAAGGAAGGUGAAGAGGUGGAGUUCACGUUCAAGAAAUCCUCCAAGGGACUGGAGUGUUUGAGGGUGACUGGGCCUGGAGGAGUGUACUGUGUUGGCAGUGAGAAAAGACCCAAAGGGAAAAACAUGCAGCAAAAACGAAAGCCAAAGGGAGACCGCUGUUACAACUGUGGUGGUCUGGACCAUCAUGCCAAAGAGUGUGGCCUCCCUCCUCAACCCAAGAAGUGCCACUACUGCCAGAGUGCCUCCCACAUGGUGGCACACUGUCCCCACAAAUCGCCCUCAGCCUCUCAGGGAAGAUGCAGCUUCGAGCCACCCAGCUCAAGCUCUGUCCAAAUCCCAAGCCCUCAAAGAGCCUCGUACACAUCUCAGGACAGCUCCACCCUUAGCAAAGCCUCUAGCUCUCCCAAGGAGCCCACACCGAAAGCUGCCUCAUCACAACGAAAAAAGAGGAAAAAAUGAGUCGCUUUAUCGCCGCACCAGUCUUUCAGGCUGCCUCGUUUUAUCCAGUUCUUCAUUGUGAGAAUUCUGCUGGAUUCACCCUACCUCAGACCAGCGAGCAAAGGCCAGGUUAACAUCUCUGGCUCUCUUCAAUCUAAAGAGAGGGAACACGUGCUGCUUUUUUUUAAAUUCAUGAUCAACUGCACUGUGAACGAGCGCAAAUGGUUUUCCAGUGCUUUUAAGAGACUGAUACCUCAUGCACAAUAUACAUCUAGCCAGAAUGCCAUUUUACUAAUUUUAUUGCUUAGCUGUUUAUUCUUGACCACGUUAUCCAACUUGAAUGCAGUAUAAAACAUUUAAAACAGCUGCAGGGAUUCUUAACUUCUGUAGGCACACUGUACAAUCUUGAGCCAAAGAAAACAAGAGAUCUGAGGUCUCUUAUGUGUUUUUAAAUGUUUAAACAUGCUUCCUGUCUCCGUAUGCUUAAUUCCCCUUUCCAUUGCUCUAAAGCCACAACAAUCUAUAUUGCCACCCGAUUCAUUCAUCUGAAAGUGACAGCAAUCAUUAGAUGUCUAUAGAGAUUUUUUUUUUUUUUUUUUUUUUUUUUUUAAGUCUUAUUGUUUACAUGUCUUAAAAUCAGGUUCCAAAUUUUAAUCAUGCUUAUUGAUCUUUCUUGUCUAAGUUGUCAGAUUAGAUGCUAGAAUAGUAAUAGUAGUCUCUAGAUACUGUUACUGUUGACUCCAUGGUUACUAUGACGAUAUAUUGUUGUGUGGAAACAAUUGCAGAAACCAUUUACAGCUAAAAGAAUGUGUGUAAUGAGGUUAAGUGCAGUAUUUUAGGCACACAUGCACAAUAUCGGACCGUAUUAUCUGAAGUAACAGAUCUCUUGCUAGGCGUGUUAAUGUAGCGGUCAGACAUGAAGGAUAUGAUGUAAAAGCAGUAGCUAGUUCUAUAUUAGGCAGUCAUGGCAGCAUUUACUGAUUCAUAUAGUGGACAAGCAUACAUGAAGAAGCACAGUGGAUUUUACAAGAGACCCGAUAUAUAUUUUCAUAAAGAAGUAACUUUUGUUUGUUUUAAAAAUCUCUCAUAAAUGUUUAAAGGAAUAUUUUAAUUUUCCAACCUUAACUGAUUAACUGACAUCACUGAACUGUUUUUUGUUUAGAUGUUCACCAUCAUGUUUCCUGCUAAUGACAAAAGAACAGAAUGUGCUUAUUUUUCCUCCACACUCCCUUAUAAAGGAUGUUUAGAGUAGUGGUUGGCGCAGCCAAGUUACAUGUAUGUGAAACUUAUUUUGUAAUCUUUUAGAAAGAAGUGGUUAACAAAUCAGUUUCAGGCUUAUCACGCAUAGAAAUACAAAACCUUUGGGAAAGUGGAAGUGACCAGAAUGACAUUUUAUACUUAUACACUUAUAGUUAUAAUACAUUUUUUAUCCUACUGUAAAUCUUUAUAUGAAUAGAAUCAUGAAUAUACGGUGAUAUCCUCAAAAUCUUUUGCCUCAUCUUAACACCACUGCUGAUAGAGUGCAACUUUGUGGUUGCCUUAUAUUGCUGCAUAAUUUUAAAUGGUUUUUGAAGGAAUUUAAAGAAACCACUUUAGACUUCUAUUAUAAGUGGGAGUGGAGUAAAAGGUUUUGCAUUUGUUGUUUGUUCUUCUAAUUUGAACUUCCUAAUAUGAUUAACUCUUAUGCUGAGAUAGGGGCCAUAUCAGUGAAUAUAUCCGUAGUAAUAAAAAAAUGUUUCUCCUUUGUUCAUUUAAGUAGCUGCUUUGUAAAAUGGAUUAAAUUGAAAGAUUAAUGUAAUGGGAUUAAAAAAAAAAUAGAUUUCACUUUCCAGUUUUCUAGACGUAUGCAUUCGCAUAACCAGAUAUUGCAGGAUUAGUCUUCACUUCAUUUUUUGUUGGAAGACUUUUUGCAUCACCUUGAUGUAUUUUCUUUGACAUGGGAAAUAGGUUUGCCGUGAUUGAACAUCUAGUCAAUCUAAGGUGAAGUAAGUUAAUGGUGCUUAUAUGUUUACAAAUUAUUUAUAUCUUACAUGUAGUUCUUUUCAAGUUAACAGAAGGUGGCGUUAUAGUGAUGAAUGACCAAUCCUUUAUUUUAUUUUAUGUUUCUUAACUCAGCUGUUAGAUUUGUUACCUGUGGCGCCACAAACAUACGCCAAGCUGAAUCCCUGACUGUUACACAGAACUGAACAAUGAGCUUCUCAGUGAGAAGCCUCCUCCUCCUCCUCCUCCUCCUCUCAGGGACUUGUUUAUCAUUUAUGUAACUUUAUGUUUAUAAUCUACAGAUAGUUUAUGUAUAAACAGGCUUCUUAUAUGUGUUUAACUGUUAAAAAAAAAAAAAGUAUAAGAAAUAUAGAGGUUGUAAAAAUUGGAAAUGUUCAUAGAGAAACAGGAUUGUUUCUCGAAAACUGUUAAGUACUACUUUGCAAUUUUUACAUUCUCUAAAUUUAUUACUGAAGUACAAGCUGAUGUACCAAUGUACUAAUGACUUGCUGGACUUUACUUUACUGACAUAUCUGUAGUGAUGGAUGCUUUCUUUUCAGGCAAUAUCAACAGGCUAGUACUGUGCCUGCUGUUUUGAGAAGUUUAGUGCCUCCUUGUGGUCAUGGAGGGUAUUUUCUGAUUGUAGUGUCCGUUUUUUCUUUUCCAGUUUACAGUAACUCCUACCUCAGUGUUUUUGUUCAUAAAGGUCAGAUUACUGCACAAAAGAAGGAUUAUUGCCUUUGACAGUUUGUAAUUAAGAAGAGCAACGUAAGUGACUUUAAAUGCAAUUUACUGUAAAAUGCUUCUGUGUUAUACACACACAAUAUCACGUGUGUGAUUUAAAAACGAGAAAUUCGCGGCUUGUAUUUUUGAUCUGAGAUGUUUCACAGCUGUGCGAGCAAAAAUCUGUUCUAAUCUUCUAAUCCACACAAUGUUUUGGAGUUUUAGAUCUAGAAGUUUUCUUCUUUUCUAAACUUACCUACUGAUGUGAUCAUUGUUCUGUAUAAACAUGAGCAAAUUAUUUUUGUUUUUUGUUAAAAAAAAAAAAAAAAUUAAAUGAAUCUGAGAUUUUGAUUAAAAAAUGGUUGUUCCUCUUAAUAUCCAUGUGCAUUUUUUUGUAAAACAAAAAAAAAAAAAUGUAACCGUCUGUUUGGUUUCCUAUACAAACAUGAAGUGAUCAUAUUUUCACUUCAUUAUGUGACUGAAUGCAAAAGCAUAGAGAACUUCUCAGGAAUAUUUGUCUUCUUAAAGUGACAGAUUUUAAAAUAUAAUAAAUUGACCAAAUGUUUGUGAUUAUUUUAUGUUCUAAAGCUUUCCUCCAGAAUUUCACAGAAUUUUGCGUUUGCAGAAAGCAAAAGAUAUUCGGAGGAUUUUACAAUUUUUUAACAUUACUGCAGAAAUUCCUCAGAUUUGGGCCAAGAUAUAUCAUGUGACAUCACAACACGCAUUCGAAGAUGUAUUGCACAUGGGUGUAGCUAUCAUAGAAAGUAAUUACAUGUGUGUCUCACUGGUAGUGAUUUAAAAGAGGAGACUUGUGCCAAUUCAAGUAGUUUUCAGCAACCCAAAAAAUAAAAUAAAAAAAAAAAAAACCUCAUUGAUUACAUAAUAAAUUUUGAAGAAAAAAAAAGCUGAAGCAAAAAACAAGCAUUUUUGGUUGUACCAAUCACAUAAAA
Messenger RNA from Hemibagrus wyckioides, 4772 nucleotides. Its product is annotated as protein lin-28 homolog B-like. NCBI's taxonomy places the organism in Eukaryota, Metazoa, Chordata, Actinopteri, Siluriformes, Bagridae. The record is from RefSeq and is a predicted model, not a curated record. Bases 532 to 1140 code for a protein of 202 amino acids. The transcript is spliced from 4 exons. Gene Ontology annotation, molecular function: nucleic acid binding; zinc ion binding.